AUGUACAUCGUAACCGAGGGGAGCGCCAAGGAAAUGUUGUUGGCGUUACUAGAGCAAUGUGAAUUCCAUGACAACGAUGUUAAAUUCACAAUGUUGAUCUCAUUUAUACAGAAAACACUUUUACGACUUCCAAACAAAAGAUUUCAUUCUUUAGAUUUAGCUUUAGAAACAUUAACCAGUCACAUAAUGUCAUUGCCUGUACCUGAAGACAACGCACUUGAAAAUCAAGAGCGAAAAUUAUUGGCAAUGUGCCCAGAAGUGUCACGAAUCAACCAACUGCUGGACAUCUUUUUAAACUUCUUGCGUCCAUUUAUUGAAGAAGUUUCGUUGAAAACUUCUACAUCUUUGAAUAAUGAUAACGUCCAGGCUCAAAUUAUUGUUUUAAAAAUCCACUUACUGAAAAUUCUUGAUCAUCCAGUUAUUUACCUUGACCUUGACUUUGAACUUGAGGACAGGAGUGUAAAGAACACUAGUAGAGUCAUUGUCGAAAAAUUGAUGGAACUCUUUACUCAUUUGGAAACCGAUUUUCAAAAAAUGAUGGAAUAUGCAAAUAAAAACAAAGCGAAAGUACCGUCUCUAAGAUUCAAUGAAAUCAUUCCUGUCCACAGCUUGUGUUGUUUGUCCUAUUUGGUUCAUUCUGAGAAACUUGGUGUUGAACGUUUUCCGUGUAUUUAUUCUAAUUUAUACGUCUUUGAAUUUAAUUUGCCUUUUAUUAAUGUACUGUUGAAAUGUACCAGGUCCCUUUUAAUAAUCAAGGGCUUAAAACUUCUAGAAUCCUUUCUUCAAUUGAUAUCAUGUGACACCCUUUCUUACAUUCGAUUGGAUAAUGAUCACUAUAGUAACAUUGUGAAAAAUUUGAUUGAUGUGAUGGUGCGUUGUUCAGUUAAAGAUAUUCGUCAAGAUGCAGUUAAGAUUUUUGCCUCUUUCAUCAGGAUUUUCCAGUCUGAUGGGCGGUAUCAGAUUUAUCAAAAUAUUUUAAACACGUGUAAACAUUCUGGCGUAAAUGGUUUCGUCAUCAAGCUGAUCAAGGACGAUAUUAAAGAUGCCUUGAUGGAAAAAAAUCCAGAUAAAUUAUUUCUUGGACGUCGUUUGGAGAGAUUGCUACGUCUCGCAGUGAUUCUUCCAGAAGGGGAGACAACUGAUCUUUUGGAACAUUCCGAUCGAAUCAUCACAGUUUUGAAUUUGUUCCGAUAUUUGGUUAUUCGUGAUCCUCCGAAAGAGAAUAAGACUGGAAUAUGGGACAAUUUGAAAGAGAUGGAGACAAGAUUUUUCAAACCGCUACGUGUCGGCCUUGAUAUGUCCAAAGCUCAUUAUGAUUUAGAGCUAAAAAAGAUCAUAGAAGGAAAGCAGAGGACCAAACGGGACACUACUGAUUUUGAAGUGUCUGUAGGUGGUGCUAGUUUACCGCAAAUGUCUGAAAAGGAAGAAAUGUUUGUUGUCAAGUCAGCUUUGAACACUUUUGAUUUAAUUGACAGUUUGUUGAAGAGACUGUCUGAAAUAAUAGACCAACAAAAACUCUAG
Molecule: messenger RNA, 1521 nt
Organism: Lottia gigantea (owl limpet)
Lineage: Eukaryota; Metazoa; Mollusca; Gastropoda; Lottiidae
Exons: 2
Coding region: 1-1521 (506 amino acids)
Cellular component (GO): cytoplasm
Molecular function (GO): ubiquitin-protein transferase inhibitor activity
Source: RefSeq, a predicted model, not a curated record